Messenger RNA from Symbiodinium sp. CCMP2456, 1428 nucleotides. Lineage: Eukaryota; Dinophyceae; Suessiales; Symbiodiniaceae. The record is from the annotation of a GenBank genome assembly.
UAUUGUUUCAAAUCGAAAUUCCAUCUGAUAGCCAUGGCACUGUCAGGGAUGACCUUUACGGCACCUGUGGGAGUCUCGAGCAAAGAGAACAUUCCCAACGAUGUCGGUCUGGUAGAGGAGCAGGGCCUGAGUAACAGCAAGCAAAAUGCUUACGUUAUCCUGGUGGGCAAAGGCAUUGCCUCUCACUGGGCAUCGGUCUGGAUCUUUGAGGAUGGCGAUGUCUUCGUGGUGGAGCUGACGGCAAUUGACACGCAGACAGGAUUCCGCUGGAUUGGAAGUCGCUGCAAGAUGCGCUAUUUGCGGAUGCCUCUCAUCACCAGGCAAGUGGGACAUCGUGAUCUGUGGGCCUGGGUAGAAAGAAAACCAGACCGUCAGCAACAGUUUCCUCCGCAGACGUUUGUUUCCAACCUGCAGGACGAGCUUAGGGGCACUUUCUUCAAUCAAGGCCAGAGUUUGCAUCAGCCGUCCGUGCGUCUUCUCUUCGAACCGAAGCGACUACAUGAUCUUGUUGCGCUCAUUAGCUUUCGAAACGAAGAAGAUUCGAAGGAGGUGAAGGAGCUUGUCCAUAGCUUUAUCUAUGAUGAUGGAUGCGGUCAUUACAUCAUGAACCAGGGUGGUGGCAUUCUGCGCAUUCAAGACAUCUCUCCAUAUGAGCUCUGCAUCAGAGCCAAGAAUGUUCCCCUUCAUGGAUCGUUCUACGAUUUGCUGUUCCACAAUUGUCAGCUCUUCCUGGUCCAGCUCCUUUGUGACGAAUGCCGGGUGCCUGUCGAAGAGCUACCGGUGACCGUUGGAUCUGUGGCAGCGGGUCCUUUGCUGCUUCUCCUCGAGCUCGUCUUCCUCGGUCUGUACUACGUACUGCAUCGCUGGUCCCCUUUGUCGGCAGCCUGCGCUGCACUGCCGUGGAUAGCAGCGGAGAUGUAUUGCACAUCGAGGUACCGUGGAUGUUCAUGUCACCAGUUCGAUGAUGACAGUUUAACCUGUUCACCCGGUUUUCUCCGACAAGCGGCUACAUUUAUCGAGCAAGGCCCAGUCGCUGGCAUUGUUGGAACGCUUGCCAUUUGCGGAGCCGUUUUGUUAGGCCAGCCCAUCCCAUCAAGCCUUCCGGUGCUGAGCCUCUGGUGGGACAUCUGCCUAGUGCAUGAGUCCAUGUUAGUCAACAAGGUUUACAGGAAUCAGCGUCUGACUUUGCUGAAUGUGUCGGUAGUCCUGGCUGUGUUGAGCCUCGUCGGCUUUUUGCAGUGGUUGAGUGGGUGGCCUGUCCAGGAAGCUUUCCUGGUACUAGCAGCUGUGAUCUGUGCCGUCAUCUGUGGCUUCGCUUGUGGUGAUGUUGUUUCGUCUGCUUCGGAGUACCAUGAAGCACGACAGGGGGAGAAUGAAGCACAGAAUGUUUGGUCUAUCUACCCACCCUCACAGGACGGCGAAGACUGA